AUGUCAGGGUUUGGCUCUCCCUGUGGUGCUUGCAAGUUUUUAAGGAGGAAAUGUGUUCAGGGUUGUAUUUUUGCUCCAUACUUCAGUCAUGAGCAAGGAGCUGCACAUUUCGCAGCCAUACACAAAGUCUUCGGUGCAAGCAAUGCAUCCAAGCUUCUGUCUCAUCUGCCUGCUACCGAUCGAUCUGAGGCCGCCCUCAGCAUUUCUUAUGAAGCUCAGGCUCGCCUUCAAGAUCCUAUAUAUGGCUGUGUUUCUCAUAUAUUCGCCCUUCAACAACAAGUUGUCAUGCUUCAAGCACAACUAUCAUCUCUCAAGGCCCAGACUGCAAAAGAUUCGGCAAAUAGCUCUACGUCUGCUCCUAUAAACGCCUCGAUGAAUCUUGAAUCUAGGUCAUGCUAUAAUGAAAACAAUAACAAUCAGCCGAAUUUUAUCAGUAGCGGUUGUUACGGUGAUCUCGAGGAGGGGUCUUCCUGUUCUAUGGCUUCUCACGAUGGGCGAGUUACAGACAUGGAGGACUUGAGGUCGGUGGCUUACGCUUGGUUGAAGAAGAUAUAGUAAGGGUUCAUCGUGUAUGUAAAUAUAUAUAUUAAAUAUAUUUGCCAAUUUUGAGAACUUAAA
Asparagus officinalis (garden asparagus) is the source of this 618-nucleotide messenger RNA. Its product is annotated as LOB domain-containing protein 29. Bases 1 to 555 code for a protein of 184 amino acids. Gene Ontology annotation, biological process: hormone-mediated signaling pathway; positive regulation of DNA-templated transcription. The transcript has 2 exons. Gene Ontology annotation, cellular component: nucleus. NCBI's taxonomy places the organism in Eukaryota, Viridiplantae, Streptophyta, Magnoliopsida, Asparagales, Asparagaceae. The record is from RefSeq and is a predicted model, not a curated record.